CUUUUCUGACCUGUUUUAGUGAUAGUGAUCCUCUCUUUUUUUUCUUCUUUUUUUGUACGUUUUAGUGUAAUACUUGUAUAAAUUACGUGUGGUAAGCUAGCGAAGAAUUAAAAAAUGUUUAGUGUGUAAUAACCGUAUGAUGGAAUGGCGGAAGAGGACUUUGACAGGCAGUUGAUGUGCGAUGAACCUGAAGUGGUACAAAAAAUCAUCGACAUUUCAUCAAAAAUGUUGAUCGACGUGAGGAAUUUAUGUGAAACGCGAGCAGAACUCACACAGCAUGAGAUAAGGACCUUGGAGGGGAAACUCGUCAAGCUGUUUUCAGUGCAGCUGAAUAAUAGGCAAAAAAAUCCAGGCCGCUUUGAAUCGUCCAAAUUAAAAAAUACACCAUCCUUAAAGCAAUGGCUAGAAGUAGUGGGGCUCAGUACAUUAUCUGUUCAAAGGAUUUGUGAUAAUAUUAGCUGUAUAGAAGCUCUAUUAUUAAAAUCUGAAACUGAAUUAAAGUCAAUUCUUCCAGAAUAUUCUCUAAAAGAUGAAGAACUUAGACGGUUAACAAGAGCUUCGUAUAAUUUAAAAAAAUAUAGUGAAACUUUAAGAAUUGGUAACAGAACUCGAGAAAAAUGUAAAAUGACAUUGUACUGGGAUUCGUGGUACCGGCAGUAUGAAGUUCGUUGUGAACAAGCAGGGCAUUCUCCUUCUUCAGUUCAAGGUCAUUCUCCUUCAUCCUCUUGUCGUGUUAGAAAUUCUCAUAUAAAUCAUUACACUCCACCCUUGACUCCUACUCUAUUUAAUCACACCCAUAGGACCAGUGAUAGUCCUAUUUCUAAGCUGACGUCACCAAAAACUCGUAGAAAUAUAAAUCCAGAUGUAGUUUUUUCUGUAGUUACUACUCAAAGUCAUUCAGAUAAUAAUGUAGAUGGAAUUUAUCAAAAUGGAGUAGCAACACAUUGUUUACCAAAAGAACAUGUUGAUAGCUCAAUUUUUACGUCAUCAGUGAGCUCAAAUAGAGAUAACCAAUCUGCAGCCAAUGAAUUUAAUAUGUCACUAUCGCCAAAAAAUUCAGUUCCUGAUAUUUGUAUUAAAACUGGACAUAAAUUUUCAAAUUUGUUCCCUAUGAUUGGAUAUUGUGAACAAUGUUCUGCCCGAGUAUUUGUUGGUAUAAAAUGUAAAAUUUGCAAGUAUCGAUAUCAUAAAGGAUGUCUGUCUAAAGUUCCAUUACAUUGUACAAAAAGUGUUAUGACAGAUGACAAUGACCAAACAGCAUUUGAUGACCUUAUAAGCUCAUCAGUUAAUCAUUCGCCUAAUUUUCAUCGCCCUACCUCACACAAAACUUCUUCAUCAUUACUGUCAAGAAGAAAAACUCGCAUUCCGUCCAUCAACUCAAUACCAGUUUCUUCUAAGAGUGGUGGAGCUGAAUCUAGUUCUGCUCCAUCUAGUACAAAUAGUUCUACACCUUCGAGUCCAGCUCUAGUCAACACUAGACAAACGCAUGUUUCUUCAUUACUAACUCCAGCUAGAACUCAUGAACAAUUUCAGUUUCCUGAUACAUCUCAUUACCCACAAGAUUUACAGAAAAACCAGUGUAGGUAUACAGAAUCGAGAUGUGGUAGUUCAGAUUCAGAGCAUACAUCUGUAAGAAUGGAUUCGUCUGAAGCUCAAAAUUGGGACACGGAUGAAAUGGACACAAGAGGUUGGCCACGACAAAAUAGUCUGUCUCUUCAAGAAUGGGAUAUACCCUGGGAUGAAUUAAAUAUGUGUGACAAAUUGGGAGAAGGUCAUUUUGGUACUGUGUACAGUGGAAAUUGGCAUGGGCCUGUUGCAAUUAAAGUAAUAAAUAUGGAUUAUUUAGAUUACGAAAAAACAUUAGAAGCAUUCAAAGCAGAAGUGGCUACCUUUCGCAAAACACGCCAUGAAAAUUUGAUUUUGUUCAUGGGUGCCUGUAUGAAACUUCCCAGGUUAGCUAUUGUUACAAGUCUUGCAAAUGGUAUGACUUUAUACAGACAUAUACACAUUCUGAAAGACAAAUUUAAUAUGAGUCGUACUACAAUGGUUGCUCAACAAAUAUCACAGGGUAUGGGUUAUUUACAUGCAAAAGGCAUUAUACAUAAAGACUUAAGGAGUAAAAAUAUAUUUUUGGAAAAUGGAAAAGUCAUCAUUACAGAUUUUGGUUUGUUUAGUGUAACCAGAUUAUGCUUUCGAAAUCGAACUCAAGAUGGCUUAAUUGUUCCACCUGGUUGGUUAUGUUACUUGGCACCUGAAUUAGUGCGCAAUUUACGUGUUCAUCAAAGACCCGAAGAAGAAGAUUUACCAUUUAGUAAAGCUUCUGAUGUUUAUGCAUUUGGAACGGUUUGGUAUGAGCUGUUGUGUGGUGAGUGGCCAUUCAAAUCGGCUAGCCCAGAAGUAAUUAUUUGGAAUAUUGGACGUGGCAUGAAACAAAGAUUGGCUAAUUUAGAAGCAUCUGGUGACGUUAAAGAUAUAUUGAUGACAUGCUGGUCAUUUAAUCCAGAAAAAAGACCAGAUUUUUCUCAAAUGCUUAAAACUCUAGAACGGUUACCAAGAAAAAGGUUAGCUCGUAGCCCAUCCCAUCCAAUCCAUUUGUCAAGAUCAGCGGAAUCUAUUUUUUAAGAAAUAUUGUUUAACAGUAUUAAACAUAGCUAUACCAAUACAUUUACUUGCAUAUAAUAAGCUAGUAUAAUGAUCAUAAUUGUAAUACAAAAAACACUCAGCUCAGUUAUACAGGUAAACGUUGAAUGAAGUGCUUUUUAAUUAUUAAAUAUAAUAUAAAUGUAUUUUUCAUUAUUAUUUUUAUGAAUAUAAUAUUAUAUAAUAAUUAUAAAUAUUAUUAUUUGUGUAUUAUAAUUCACAUUGUUAUCUAUUUAUGAACUGUAUGA
Messenger RNA from Adelges cooleyi (spruce gall adelgid), 2888 nucleotides. It is a transcript of the gene ksr, whose product is annotated as kinase suppressor of Ras 2. Gene Ontology annotation, molecular function: protein kinase activity; ATP binding. The coding region runs from base 145 to 2622 and encodes 825 amino acids. Lineage: Eukaryota; Metazoa; Arthropoda; Insecta; Hemiptera; Adelgidae. The record is from RefSeq and is a predicted model, not a curated record. The transcript is spliced from 16 exons. Gene Ontology annotation, biological process: protein phosphorylation.